ACAAAUUGACACAUACGCAGCAACUUUUGUUGAAGUCUCGUGAGAAUUCCACGCUGGAAAGUGUCAUGGAGUCUUUCUAAAAUUGUUUUAGCUUUAAAAGAAAAUAACUACGUUUUUGUCGUAAUUACGCAUAAUGGGACUUUGCAAAUGUCCCAAAAGGAAAGUCACAAACCUCUUUUGCUUUGAGCACAGAGUAAAUGUUUGUGAAAACUGUCUGGUUACCAAUCAUCAACAGUGUAUCGUCCAGUCAUAUCUACACUGGCUUCAGGACAGUGACUACAGUCCACUGUGUACUCUCUGCAACCAACAGCUCAGUGAUGAAGAUGCUGGUCCAUGUGUUAGACUGGUAUGUUAUGAUUUGUUUCACUGGAAUUGCUUGGAUCGCUAUGCCCAGCAGAUGCCAGCUCACACUGCCCCAGCAGGUUACACAUGCCCAACAUGCAAGGUGGGGAUUUUCCCUCCACCCAACUUGAUCUCACCUGUAGCAGAUGUUCUCAGAAACUUACUGUCAAAGGUCAACUGGGCCCGAGCGGGACUUGGAUUACCAUUAAUUGAAGAACCUAACAUUCCUGUUCCGUCUGAGAAAGCAUUAAAAGACACACCACAGGAGAAAGUUGUGCCUUUAAGAGCAGAAGCGGCUCUUAAUGCAUCACCUGCAGUCGGUGCUCCCCCUAGUGUGAGCGUACCACCUGCACCCCUUGCUUCACCACCCAACUAUACUCGGCCCAGUGCUCAGGUUCCGCCGUAUACAAGCACUCCAACAGUUGCUCAUGGCAACCAUGGCUCAGCUCACAGUGUUAUUGGUGUCGACACGGGGGCAACCUCCAGAGUGCAGGAUAGAACUACAGGAUAUGGUGUUGAUCCACGAAAGUUGUUUGAUUCUACAAAAGGUGAUGACAUAUUCAACAUGUCUCAUGACCACGACGAGGACAAAUACAAAAGAAGAUCUGCUUUCAACUGGCUGGCAAAAUGGUUCAAGUCUAUAGACAAGAAGAGAAAAAAGGACCCCAAUGCUGUAAGGAAGAGAUUUCUGAUGGUGCUUCUUCUUGGGAUUAUUGGUUUUAUUACAUUUGUUGUUAUAUUAUCAAAACUUGGCAGAGAUUCUGCAGAAAAUGAUCCAUUCCUGGACCCAUUGGCGAAUCCAAACAUCCGAAAUCAAGAAGCCAAUCAGCCUGCUGGUUGACCUAACAGCGGACUAUUCUUUUGGACCAAUACUCAUAGCAUGGACAGUAAAUGGUCAUUGGGUUGUCGAGGACAUCUGGAUAAAUUAUAAUACAGCUGUUUGUUGACUCAUAUUUUUAUGUUAUUCUCAAGGUUUUGUUUAUUGACUUCUUUGUCAUUUCUGGGAGAAAUUUGUGUUGUAUGAAUGUUGUUGAGUUGGGGAUAAACAUGUCUUGAGAAUAUGCUAAUUUCAUUAUACUGUUCAGUUACAGUAUUUACUAGCAAAAUAUGGCAAAAUAAAAACAAAAUUUCCCUUCAGUUAAAAGCUAUAUUCCCAAGAACGAAGUCUAGAAAUAUUAAAAAAACCCAAAACAUCCUGGUUCUAAAAUAAAUCUGGCAAUAAGAUAAUAGAAUGGUGAAUAAAUCAUCUCUACAUAAAAGUAAUUGGUUUCUAUUGUUACCUUUGACAUUUAAUAAUAAAAAACAAAUUAUCAUUUAUAAGCAAUUGUUUUCGGAUGUUUAAAUGUUCUUAGGACAGUAUUGGAAUACUGAUAUUUAAAAAAUAUUUAUUAGAAUUUAGUUAAACAUAGUAUUAUAAUAUUCUGUAGACACAUGUAUGGGUUUACCAAGGUUUGAUGUUUACCUUUUUACCAAGCAGUGGUCAGAAAACUGAAAGCAAAUUGAGAUAGUCUGCCAAUGUUUUAGAUGGGGAACACAUUUACCUGCAUCUAAAAUACUGUUAUUGUAAUAUAUGACCAUAUAAGCAUAUUAAACUUUUUGUGUCCGUGCUGGAAUGACGUCAGUGACUGAGGCUUUUUGAAAUGUCAAACUAAUAGCGAUACACAACACACCUUCAUAUCCAUAAUGUAAUUAAAUUGAUUGUUCACCAUCAAACUAUCAAAGGGUUAAAAAAGAAAAUUGCUAAAUUGGUGUCUUAAACAACAAAGUAGGUAUGAUAAUCAGACCUUUGACAGUUAAAUCAUUGUUUCAUCUGCUAGUCACAUAUUAAAUUUAGGGCAUAUAUAAUAUUAUUAUUAUACAUACAUGGAUGGAUGCAAUCUGUUAUGCAAAAUAAAAUAGUUUAGGAAAAUGUCCAGUCCUCCGGGGGCUGUGAUAUGUGUUAAAUGCAGAUUUAGCUUACAGUGCUAAUAAAUAGUACUAAUAGUAGAUUUUAGAGAAUGAAGUAGUCGAUGGCAAUGCAAAUUGCAUUAUGCAAUCCCAUUAAAACACAUUGCUUGCUGUAAAACUAAUAUUUUAGGAUGUAUUAUACAUUGUAGUUUCUUUCAUACCCGCACAUAUAAGAUAAACAGUCCUUAUAAUAAAACCAAUAUGUGAUAUGUUAUGAUUGACAACACAGGACCAUGUUUAUUUACAUAAGGGAGAUUACCUGUUGGCUUGAGUUGUUGUCUUAAGUUAUUAUCUAAGGCAUGAGAGAAAAAUAAUCAAUAGUGCCUAAAGAAUGAAAGAUAAAUAAUCAGUCACAUGCAUCAUAUGUGACUAGCACAAGUCUAAUUCCAAAAUGAAAUUUCUACCAUUUAGGGUGUAUUCCACAUAACCAUACAAUUUAUUGUUAUAUUUUUAGCUGGUUUUAAAAUCUUUUGACAAUGCUACCAGGUUUCAGGUAGUUUCAGGUGAACAAACUAGAAUUAUGAUUUAGUCCCUAGUUUAGUGUUUUGUUUAUAUAUACACUAGGGCCUCCACGAGUUGGACUCUAGUGUCAAGCAUGGAUGUCAAAUCAUGCCCUUGUAUUGCAUUCCACAUAUUCAACUUUUGUUUUCAUAGCCCUAUAAUAUAACCGGUGGUAAGCAUAUGGCAAAAAUAUAUUAAAUGAGAAUGCUCAUCCUUUGCACUGGUCCUGUGAACGGACUAGUGUCUUGCUAGACUCGGCCAGUACAGUACUUGUGGAGACCCUUGUAAAAGUGAUGUGUAAAACAUACAUGUACUUAUUAAGUCGAUAUUAUUGUACAUAGUGUAAUAAAUAUGUUUGUAUGUCACAUGGUACAAUUUCAUUAGUUAUGUGAUAUUGUUAAUACUCUGUAUAUAGCGGAAUAUUAUAUCUGAAGAAAUGUAUUCAUGGGAGCUUUGUUGCAAAACCUUCUUUUUUCCCCCAACAAUAUUUGUGUGAAUAUUGUGAACUAAUAGCAGUUUUAUAUUUAUUAAAUUAUAAUAAACUGUAAUUUUAGUGUCACAUGUAUUGGGUGGUUCAUGAAUUUGAAUAAUGAACCAAAUUAUAAAUGUUUUUUGACUAAUUAUUUGGAUUAAAAUAUUAAUAUAUUUUGAAUUUAGUUUUUUGGCACAACUUGUUAUAACCAACCAACAAAUACACGUCCUCUAGAGGAGCAAUGUUUCAGUAUGAUCAAGACAGAAUACUAAACUAUGAGUUUAAUAUUCUAUGUAUUAAAAUGAGUCUACCAUGCUACUGCUAGUCUGGUUUACUUAUUUUGAAAUAAUUAAUAUUUAUAUUCAUUUACUUUCCUUGACCGUUUCAUUAAAAACAAUUGGAACAAUUUUUUUUUUUUAAUGUAAGAUCUUCACAUUUUCAAGGAAUAGGGAGAAGAAUCUCAUUGAUUUCUCAGUUAUAUUGUAACAGUGGUGUGUAAACAAGUCAAAACACCUUCACCCCAGCUGAUACUUUACACGGCACAGUAAUGUCUAGCACCACUCACAUUUAUAUUCACACAUUCAUAUGAAGACACUGAAAGUACAUUAUUGUAUAGCAUGAUGCAUGUGAGAAUAGAAUUAAUAAUAGGGUAAUAUUUGCCUUUAUCUCGAUCUAUGCCAGCAUGCAUAUUUUGAAUUCAAGUACCCAAGGACUAUUCAAAGUGAUAUAAUUUAUUAUGUUUGCUAUCCAAACAUGCAUUUAAAACUAUUUUGUUCAGAAUGUCAUUUGGUUAAUUCUGUAAUAUUUUGCUGAAAUAAAUGUCCAUUGAUGCACA
Molecule: messenger RNA, 4097 nt
Organism: Gigantopelta aegis
Lineage: Eukaryota; Metazoa; Mollusca; Gastropoda; Neomphalida; Peltospiridae
Product: zinc finger protein-like 1 homolog
Exons: 6
Coding region: 134-1183 (349 amino acids)
Cellular component (GO): Golgi apparatus
Source: RefSeq, a predicted model, not a curated record